Molecule: messenger RNA, 932 nt
Organism: Cladocopium goreaui
Lineage: Eukaryota; Dinophyceae; Suessiales; Symbiodiniaceae
Source: the annotation of a GenBank genome assembly
CGUCAGUCCCAACGCUACGACGUUGGUGCCAUGGAGCACUUGCAGAGUGUUUGGAAAGAUGCGCCUGCCAUCAGCCGCAGCUUCACCGUGAUCCCCUUGGUGUUUCAUUGCGCCAGCUGGCGAUGGUCCCGGGAACUCGAUGUCUUGAAGCUUUCCCUCGACAGUUUUAGGAAUGAAGGCCACUACUGGGCCAUCUUUACGGCACCAUUUUGGGAGCCUGCUGGAGGAGGACUGUUGCAGUCGCUGUUCGCCCUGCUGGUUGCUUACUGGAUCCUCUCUGGCUUGCCACGCAUUGAACGUGCCAUGGGUUCCGGAAAGCUGUUGCUUUGGAGCUGCUGUGCCACCAUUGCGGUGAACGUGGUGUUCCUGCUCUUUGCUUUGGUACUGGAUCUUUUCUAUCAAGCCAGGAGUUGGUACUCCAUUUGGCCUUUGAUCCCCACCCGCGGUCUGGUUCCUGUUGCCAUCUACGCCCUAACAGUGCACAGCUUGGCGGCGGGGGAAGCGGAAACCACCCUGGUGGGGAUACCGCUCAAGAGGAAGCACUAUCCCCUGGCCAUCGUGGUUUUUUUUUGCCUCCUGAACGGUGCUGCCGAGCUGGGCGUCGUUGCAGCCUUGGCCUUGGGCUAUCUGAGGGAAAGGAUACAGAUCGAUGCCGUGCUUCCAUCGGAUGGAAAAAUACAGAGAUGGGAGCGCUCCCCUGUGCUCUUCUUUGGUCGUCGCCUUUUUAAUGGCCGCUGGGUUCGCAUCACCGAAGCAGACGCCACGGCCGGAACCGCGCUCUUUGGGGAGGCCCGGCUGCCCAUGCAGGGCAGGCCUGUGGGCCGGCAGCAAGCACCACCCGAGUUCAGGGCUUUUCAAGGCUCUGGGCAUCGUCUUGGACGCUGAGCUGCAGACACAACACCUGGUGCCGUGCGGUGCCGCGAGAUGAAAAA